UGUAACUCUAACAAACUUUUAUCUUGUAUAAAUUAACCAUGAAUAUACAAAGAGAACACUCUGAACUCCUACAUGACAAGAGAUCUAGGAGCAAAAGCAGCAUGCAUGGGCUUACACAGGAUAGCUAUUGCCAUUGAUAGAAUUCCACUAGCAGACAAUGGCAGGAAAAAAUGUAGUCAAUAAAACUGAUUUGGAUAGUUGUUCAGUACAGUGCUUUAUACUCCACCUCACUCACAAAAUUAAGUCACUCAAUCUAGAAAAUGAAAUCUGUUAUGGACUGAACACCAACCAUAAAAAACGUCUGAGAUGAUAAAACAGAAAUAUAGGGCACUGCAGGAGUCUUGGUUACAUACAGACUUGGUUUAUACCUUCAUUUUUUGAUGUAUGGUAAUAGUCAAGAGCAAGGUACUCACAAUUUCAGAAGUUUCUGAUAUCAGAGAAAUUAAAAGGGGAAAAAAAUAGGAAGCAAAGGUAACCCAGGGGUACUGAGACAAAAAAGGAGGUAAGGGGAAGAGUUCUAAACUAAUGGGUUUUCUGUCUUUUCCUUCUACCCUACACAAAAACUAAAAAAACCAAAACAAAACAAAAUAAAAAACAAAAAACAAAACAACAAAAAAAACCCAUCAGCAUGCACAUAAUCCAUUAUGGUAAUCCGUUUUGUACUUUAUCUUGGUUUUUAAGGAAUGGCUGCUCUUAGAAAAAAUCUAACUAUAGCUGGAUAUGAUCGCUGUUGUAAGACAUGCCUCCUCUGCUCUGUGUCACAGCUUCCCAAGCCCUAUGAGCCAACUCUGUUUGACACUUAUGUCACUGACACAGAGGUAGAUGGGAAAGAGACGGAACUAAUUCUCUUUGAUGUGGCAGGGAAGAAUAAAGUCAAUUACUGAAAUCUCUGCUCAGUGUUCUACAAGGACACCGAUGUUAUUUUAAUAUGGUCCUCUGGACCUGACUCCCAGCAACACAUGCUCUAUUUUGGGGUUCCAGAAAUCAAAGUGUUCUGCCCAGUACCUAUUAUUCUGGUGGCUACCAAGACUGAACUACGGGGUGGUGAGGGCAUUAAAAAGAAACUAACUACUCCAGGGAACAAGCCAAUUAACACUACAGAAAAAGCUUUAGCUGCCAGCAUUGGGGCAUAUGCUUACCUGGAGUGUUCUGCCAAGAUAAAAGAAGGUGUUGAUACAGCCCUGGAGAUUAUUAGUCAAUGUGCAUUAAAUGAGAAAAGGAGGAGAAAGAGGCACUACAGGCACUGCCAAAUUUUGUAAGAGGACUGAACAUGGUUUUGUUGCUGGAUUUCAUCAGGUGGCAAGGUAAGUAGAUGUCUUUGUUGCCAUUGUAUGGGUGCUAUAAGGCCUGUUUUUAUGUUAUAGGAUAAAAAAAAUCCCUGGUAUCUGCAAACUGUCAUACUGGAAAAGCUGGAUUUGUUUCCUUCUCCACCUCCAAAACAGACUGAAAAGCGCAAUUCCAGUUUUGAGCUGAGUACUGGUCUUGAGAAAUGGGAAUGGCCAAGCUACAGUUCUCCACAGAGGUUUUUUGAUGAGGGGAGAUAUACAUGGACUGGGACAGGAACUACAACAGCACUGUCACUACUGGGGCAAGCACAAGAACAUGUCGUUGAGUGAAUCUACUCCCAGCUUCCUGGUAGCAAGGCUUAGUGGCAAGCAGCUGUGCUGACAAGGUUUCCUAGUAUGCACUGCCUUCCCAGUGCUUCCUCGAAGGAUGUCCUCGGGGAAGGGUGUCACCACAUCCAUAUCCAAUAGUCUGCAAUGCUAACAGCAGUGGGUUCCUGACUGGCAGAACAGGUCUGACUUCCUCUAGAUUUAAUUCAUAGAGCUGGCCUGGGCCUGGUUCCAUAAAUGCAUCAGAAAUGCAAUGUAUAGCAUAGUGUACAAUGAAUGCAGUGCUAUCUCCGCCUCUUCUUCAGGCACAGGUAAAUAAACCGGGGUUAAACAUCCUGGAUCUGGGGUAGAAUAACCCAGUUCUUGAUAGAAUUGCUACCUUAAAAGUAGAUAAGUAAAAAGACCAGACUUCAGUUUCUAAACCUCUUUGUCCUUAUGGUCUGAAUGUAUCUUAAUUCUUUCUGUCUUUCUUUAGCACUCGC
Molecule: messenger RNA, 2095 nt
Organism: Falco peregrinus (peregrine falcon)
Lineage: Eukaryota; Metazoa; Chordata; Aves; Falconiformes; Falconidae
Product: ras-like GTP-binding protein RHO
Biological process (GO): small GTPase-mediated signal transduction
Molecular function (GO): GTPase activity; GTP binding
Source: RefSeq, a predicted model, not a curated record